This is a messenger RNA of Larimichthys crocea (large yellow croaker), 6508 nucleotides long. RefSeq names its product SH3-containing GRB2-like protein 3-interacting protein 1. Bases 692 to 3322 code for a protein of 876 amino acids. Gene Ontology annotation, cellular component: plasma membrane; cytoplasm; clathrin-coated vesicle. Gene Ontology annotation, biological process: clathrin coat assembly; clathrin-dependent endocytosis; synaptic vesicle endocytosis. The transcript is spliced from 23 exons. The record is from RefSeq and is a predicted model, not a curated record. Lineage: Eukaryota; Metazoa; Chordata; Actinopteri; Sciaenidae.
AAUAAUAAUACUAUGAGACCUUUCAUAAUGUGUAUGCAGUUGGCUGUAGCGUGUGUGCUCAAGUCAAGCCGAGAGGUGCUAAGGCAUCAGGGGACAGCAGCCAUGUGACCAUGGUUGCAGGGAUUGGUUUAGUGCAGAUGUGACAUCAGCGAGCCUCCCACUCCCUGCCUCCCUCCUCCCCUCUCUCUCCCAGUCUUUCUCUUCCUCUCUCUCUCUCUCUCUCUCUCUCUCUGUACCGCUCUGCUUUUUUUUUUCCUCCUUUGCCUUUCCUCAGCAUCCCCCCUCUCAGAGAUGGCGUGUGUCGGUGCUGCUCAGGCGUCCGGGGCCUAACGUGCACACAGAGAGAGAGAGAGAGAGAGGACCACCACCUCCUCCUCCUCCUUCUCCUCCUCGUCCUCCUCCUCCUCUUCCCACAAUCCCACCGCGAUUUGCUGCAUAUUCCUCGGGUUGUCUCUUCUCACUGUGUCCUUCCACCGCUGCUGCCUCGCAUCUCUCUCCCUCCAACCCCACCUCCCUGUGCGGGUGUCUGGGAGUUGGGCCCUUGGGGGAGGAGGGAAUCAACAUCGUGCUUCGCUGGGGGGAGCUGUGCAGAAUUAGCUAUGCCCUGCCCAGGCAUCCUUUGACCGGCUGGAUUUCUCCAUUUCUGUCCACCUGUGCAUCAGAGGACAACAUAGGAUGAAAAUCAGCAACCAUGAUGCAAGGACUGAAAAAUCGAACAAGGAAAGCCCUGGGCUUACGAAAGAAAGACAAGGAUACAGACACAACGAGUUCACCUGACAGAGAAGGAAGUGGAAGCGGAAAGAAAGGAAGUAAAAAGGCUAAUGGAGCACCGAAUGGUUUUUAUGGGGAGAUCGACUGGGACAGAUAUGCCUCUCCUGACGUGGAUGAGGAGGGCUUCAGUCUCCGUCCCGGUGACGAAGGUGACACAGCUUCCAAAGGAAAGCAGUUUUUCUCCUCCAGCGACUCAGAGGACGACGAGGACAGCAAGAAAAAAUUCAAAAUUAAGAUCAAGCCGCUGGUGUCGGACAGUGCCAAGUGUGUCCCUCCAUCUAUGGACGAGCUAAAAGCCUCAGUGGGAGGCCUGGCACUCUCUCCGUCUCUGAAGAGAAGUCCGAGACGCAGCCCGGGGCAGAUAAAAAGGAAUUUGUCCUGUGAAGAGAUUGCUAGACCCAGACGCUCCACCCCCACACCAAGUCCUGCACCUGAGACGCCGAGCGACAGGCUGUCACAGAACGUUCCUGCCUUUUUUGGGCUGCCUUCAGAGACCAAAUAUGCCAGAUAUGAUGUGGUUCCUACUGAAUUAUGGGGCGACUCGAGACCACGCUCAGAAUCACCGCUGAGUAGAAGUUUUCCAACAGGAGCUCCUCCUCCGCUUCCUCCAAAAAACAUUCCAUCAAGAAGUCAUUACGGCUAUCCUUCGGACUCUGCUGCUGAUCUACCCAAUGGAAGGGCAGCUCGAAGCUCAGCCCCCAUCUACCUGAACGUCCUGUCCCCCGCCUCUUACCGAGGCUCCCCCGCCCCUGACCUGGAUGAUGUGUUCGGCCCCAUGGACAGCCCCCACACCAGUGAGGACAUGGUUUCUCCCAGAUGGGUUACUUUCACUGAGGACAGACCCCCGCCGCCUGAUGAGCCCGCUCCACCCCCUCCACCGGACUCUCCUCCCCCAGACACACCCUCGUCCACCCCCUCCACCCCCUGCCUCUCUCCAGGGCCUCCGCCAAACGAGCCCCCGCCUUCGCCUCCGCCGUUAUCUCCCGGGUCUCCUCCUCCAUUCACGCCACCAGGCUCACCCUCCUCCAUCAUGCUUGGACCUCCUCCUCCGGACGAACCAGCCCCUCCUCUGCCUCCUGACUUCUCCCCCUCUAAGUCACCUCCUCUAUGCCUCGAUGAUGAUGCAAUCGAUGAGGAGGUGCUGCAGUUUGCAGAGUACUCUUCGUCCCCUGCUCCAAUCAGCCCCGUGCCCCCUCUGCCAGCAGAGCGGAGGUCUCCUCGGGUAGGAGUUACGUCUCCCCUAGUCCUGGGGGGUGUGGGGGGAAAGAGGACACCGGAGGGAGCAUAUCUAAGAGAUGAUAUCCCAGACUUUGUGGGUUCACCCCGAGAGCUGACGCCGAGCUUCAGGGGCACGCCACCUCCUCUCCCACCAACCACCUACAGGUCUAUUAUGUCUUCCCCAGGGCCUUACUCAGGCAGCAGCCCCUCGUCUCCAGCUCGUCCUGCCACGCCUCAGUCUCGAGGCAGUCCGGUCCCUCCUCCUCCUCCUCCUCGACCAUCCUCACGACCGAAGCUGCCCCCGGGAAAACCAAUCACAGACCUGUCUCGGCCCUUCAGUCCGCCGGUUUCAGGCAGCCCUCCACCUUUUGCACCGUUGGCCCGGGCGGAGAGCUCUUCCUCCAUAUCUUCCAUUACCUUGCAGAGUGCAGCAUCAACUCCAACCUUAGGACGAGACCUUAACAUGUCCACCGCAGGAUGCUCCAGAGGACCCAGUCCGCUCACCAUGGGACCCCAGGACACUUUACCAGUGGCAGCUGCCUUCACAGAAACCAUCAAUGCCUAUUUCAAAGGCGCAGACCCCAGCAAAUGUGUUGUGAAGAUCACAGGGGAGAUGGUGCUGUCGUUCCCUGCGGGCAUAACCAGGCAUUUUUCCAGCCACCCAACUCAACCCGUCCUCACCUUUAGCAUCAGCAACUACAACCGACUGGAGCAGGUCCUCCCCAACCCACAGCUGCUGUGCUGUGACCUCACAACAGACAGUGUAGACACCAAGGAGUUCUGGGUGAACAUGCCAAACUUGAUGAGCCAUCUGAAAAAAGUGGCUGAACAGAAGCCUCAGGCGACAUACUACAAUGUGGACAUGAUCAAAUAUCAGGUGUCAGCAGCAGGGAUCCAGUCCACUCCUCUGAACCUGGCAGUGAGUUGGCGAGGAGAUGCCACCAACACAGACCUUAGAAUAGACUACAAAUACAACACAGAGGCAAUGGCUGCCCCUAUGCCACUACACAACAUCCACUUCCUGGUUCCUGUGGAUGGAGGCAUGGCCAAAGUCCAGGCCAUGAUCCCCCCUGCCACCUGGAAUUCAGAGCAGCAGACGAUACAGUGGAAAAUCCCCAGCCUCUCUCACAGAUCUGAAAAUGGAGGAGUAGGGGCUCUUCUGGGCCGGUUCCAGAUGACAGAAGGUCUCUGUAGACCCUCCCAGCUGGCGGUCCAGUUUACCAGUGAGGGCAGCACUCUGUCAGGGUGCGACAUCCAGUUGGUUGGGACUGGCUACCGGCUAUCGCUGAUCAAGAAGAGAUUUGCUGCAGGGAAAUAUUUGGCGGAUAAUUAGUGGGCCUGUUUGUGAACGGAACCAAAAGAAUCAAUGGCUUUUUGACUGUGAAGACUAUGGAUCCAUCCCAUGUUUAGUGCAUUUGAAACUUUAUCUUUAGCAACCAUUAGAAAUAAUGGUUGAGAUUUAACAGAAUAAAAGAACAUAACCACAAACAAACACACACACAGAUGAUAUUUGACUUCAUAACAUCAUAUUCAGUAGAUUGACUGCUGCUGAGUUUAUGCAAGUAAAUACAAAUCAUUAGUUUUGUGCACUUGAAACACUUAUGGGCUUACAUGGAGUAAAAUAUAGGAAAACCCUGAUUCUUUGUUCUUGUUAACAUAAUUGUGGAUUCAGUGAUCCAGCCUUAUUCAUUGCUGUUUCUUUUGUCUAACUGGUUGUCAUUGCAAAUGCACUGUAAAAGAUAAUGUGAAUAGAUUAUAUAAUAUUGAAACAAUCUUAAACAAGGUGGAAAAGAAUGGAAAAUGUACAAAAUUUAAAAAGUGUAGUAUAGGGUUGCUUUGCAGUUGUAUUCCAAUAAGUUAUAGGUUACAUGGUAAUAUCUGAUUUACACUGCCACCUCAAAUCAGACUUUUUUCCGCCAUGUGUGACCGAUCUUUAUCGUUGUCUAAGCAGAAUUUGUGUUUCUGUGUAGACAGCCUUUGAAAUGUCACAGCCCAUUCUAUCAGUCUUGUGAUUAAAGGCGACCGGUCAGUUCACAGUUCAGAAUGACCCGCAGCGCUCGACUUACAUCAGCACUCUUGAUCUGAAGGUGCUUUUUAUAUGGAAUUAUAUUUGUACCUCAGUCCAGAUCCCAUGAUGGGGAAUUUGGAGCGUGCAAGCACAUCAAUUAUAUUUUGUAGAAUAAUUAUCAUCAUUCAAAGAAUGCUUUAAUUUGAGCAGAAAUAAUCUAUUUUAUGCUCAAUAAACAUGUUGGUUAUCUCAAUUAUCUCAAUAAUAACCUCUUUCACUCAUUUGCCUUAUCUGAAAUUGAAAUAUAUUUUAAGUUUUCAAUUUAAUUUUGAAUUAAUACAAUCAUUAUUUUUAUAUUAACAAUGGAUCACAAUUAUUUUUUAUGUGAAAGUGGUUGCUCAUAGCGACAAACCUGCUGAUAAUUAUCACUGGAAUAGCGUCGUUGAGCUCAGUGUUUUGGUUUUACAGCCCUUAACUUUACUGUUUUGAUUCACUCUCACUGCUCCCAUUCUUUUUGGCAGCAAACAAGCAACUGUUAAGAGCAAAAAAGCUGUAAUAAACCUAUUGUACACUACCUGUUCUGCACCAAACAGCAUAUUUCAGCUAGUCUGAGCUAACAAAGCGCAGAUUAACUCUCAGACAAAAAGGUUCAUAAUAGCAGGUGUGCAACCGACACUAUAUGAUGUAUUUUUACUGUAUGUGUAGCUGUUGUGUGCCUCCUUACUGUUUUACUACUACCUAAUUACCAGAUCAAUCAUGGGUAUUAGCAAACAUGUGAAUGAGUUCAUUGAGUACAGAAUAGAUUUUUGUGUCCUCAAAUUGGAUUAUUUUUAAAUGCUACUAAUUUCUCUACAAAAUAUAAUUUAUCUGUUCGCCAAAAAUCUUUAUUUGGGCGCUCAUAUUGUCCCAUCCUGUGUUCAGGAUUGAAGCACACAUAUGUAAUGCUAUAUUUUUACACGUGCAGCCUUUACAACUACUUUGCCGUUGACGGGUCAUGUGAACAGAGAGUUGAAACUGUCAGUAAAUUAGUUACAGCGGUUUGACCUGCUACAGAACAAAAAUCAUUACAUUACCACUAUGGGCACGUGCAAUGCUGCGAUACAUCAAUUCUCCCACAUCACAGGACUUUAGUGGUAUUCGUGUUGUGCGAAUGGUCAACUUUUGUAACAAUGAGGUGAUAGUUGUGUGACUAACAGAAGCUGCUACUUUUAUUGGAACAGUUUGGUUAAUUUAUUCUGUUAAUCUUACAGAAGUUCUGCUUGAAAGGGCCUUAAGAUGUAAUUCACAUAGAGCCAGAUGUGAGUGCCAUACGGUGGUGAAAGGGAGCUUUAAGUUUAAGAGAAUUGUUGAGGGGACCUGGGCUGAAGAUUGUAGGAGUUGCCUUUGAUGCUGCUUAAAAACAUGGCCAAUUCUUGAAAUGAUCUUUGAUAGAGGUCUUGACGAGUAUUAUUGGGGACUUCACAGAGUAAUGAAAGGAAACGUCUAUCAAGAAGACAGCACUAUUCCCUGUGUCCUGUUUUAUUUUCUUCCUUUUCCACCAUGUUGAAUAAAUGUUUUAUCAUUUUCUAAUAGCAAUAUUUAAAAACUUAAGUGUAAAAAUUGUACAUAAAAAGCUAUGUUUCAAAUAUUUCUCUGGGCAUAUGGAUGUGUCUGUGAUUGUCUAUUGGUUUAUUGAUGUCAGCACUCAUAAUGCAUUAGGUUCUAUGUAACAACACCACCACUCUUCAUCUAUUGUUUUACGUGUGGGUUUCUUGUGCAAAAAAAAAAAAAAAAAAAAAAGUGUUACUGUUGAUGAAUAACUCCAAACGGUGCCGCAUGAAAUCUGCAUUUGUCCAUCACCAGUCUUAUCAAUGCAAUACCAAUUUAUCCAUUUCAAUAAGGUCAUGAUUUGUGUGUUAUUGUAUAAACGUGCUAUGAGAGGAGACUUUUUGCCUUCACCUAAAUCUCCAAUCUCUGUUUUUUGCUGUUGUUGCACCCUCAGAAACCCAUUGUCAAUAAAUUUGGCAUGUAUUCAUUGAUAUUUCCAUUCCAUGCAUCUGAUAUAGGUGUUUGACAUUCUCCUGUGUUUGACCUGCACACAAAACACACCUUAAAUUUCAUUAAUAAAACAAUCCAUGGCUUCAUGUCACAUGUACACAUGCUGAUAUGUAUCACUUUAUAGAAUGUUUUAAUGUGUUGACUCACAGUUUUGGGCCUGGGUGUAAUAUUUCAUUUAGUUAUUAGAAAGUUCAUUCAUUUAAUUAAGAACAGUUUACAGUGUUUCUGUUAAUAAUGCUUAUGUUUUUCUUUGCCUUAUUUUUGAGCAUACACUAAGUCCUCCAAUACUUUCUGUAGGUUUAUUUUUUCUACAACUUUUUUUUUUGGCUGUUUUCCUUUCACUGCAUUAGACACAGAAUAUGCAAACAUUUCAUGUAAAUUUCCCAUCCAAAGAUUUUGAAAGUAAAUAUAUGAAAAAAAUCAAUAUAAUGUAAUACCUGUUUUACUUGGUAAUAAAGAAGAGGAAAUAUGAGA